CCCGCGAUGAAGGCGGCCCAGGCCCCGGGCGAGGAGGCGCCGGGCGGCGCGCGGUCGGUCAAGGUGGUCCUCGUGGGCGACGGCGGCUGCGGGAAGACGUCGCUGCUGAUGGUCUUCGCGGAGGGGGCCUUCCCCGAGAGCUACACCCCCACAGUGUUUGAGCGGCUCGCCGUGAAUCUGCAGGUGAAGGGCAAACCCAUCCACCUCCAAAUCUGGGACACAGCAGGGCAAGUGGACUAUGACCGCCUGCGGCCUCUGUUCUACCCUGAUGCCAGCGUCCUGCUGCUCUGCUUUGACGUCACCAGCCCACACAGCUUCGACAACAUCUCUAACCGGUGGUACCCAGAGGUGAAUCACUUCUGCAAGGAGGUGCCCAUCGUCGUCGUGGGCUGUAAGACUGACCUGCGCAAGGACAAGUCGCUGGUGAAGAAGCUUCGGAAAAACGGGUUGGAACCUGUGACCUACCACAGGGGCCAGGAGAUGGCGCGGGCCGUGGGCGCCGUGGCCUACCUCGAGUGCUCGGCUCUGCUCCAGGAGAACGUCCAUGCCGUCUUCCAGGAGGCGGCCGAGGUGGCCCUCAGCAGCCGUGGUCGCAACUUCUGGAGGCGGAUCACCCGGAGCUUUUGUGUGGUGACCUGAGGGCCUGGGCCCCUCCGCACCCCACCGCCCCGGCAGCACAGGAACGAGCUGGUUGCUGACCUCCUGCCCAGCUGGCUGGGCUGGACCCAGUCCCCAGGCUGUGACCACCGAACUGUACCUCAAACAGAUGGGCACCCCUGAGGCCAGCCCCUCGACCCUGGGGCUGGGGUCCUGGAUUGCAGUGAAACCCCUCUGAGGCCUGAGGAAGGGGAUCCCGGGCUCCCCAGUCCUAUGGAGGGCUGGUCCCUGGAGACCCCUGACUCACUCCCAUCUCCCUGCCCUGGACCACGCAUCCUGGAGCGGCCUGUGUGCCCUGGCGCCACCUUGUGGCUCUUCUCUGGGCUGUGCCUUCGGGACCCUCCCACCCCACGUCCCCCUGCCCAUCCCAGUGGUAAACACUUGAAGAUGACAUCA
Messenger RNA from Odocoileus virginianus texanus, 1053 nucleotides. It is a transcript of the gene RHOD, whose product is annotated as ras homolog family member D. Gene Ontology annotation, biological process: small GTPase-mediated signal transduction. Gene Ontology annotation, cellular component: cytosol. The record is from RefSeq and is a predicted model, not a curated record. Gene Ontology annotation, molecular function: protein kinase binding; GTPase activity; GTP binding. NCBI's taxonomy places the organism in Eukaryota, Metazoa, Chordata, Mammalia, Artiodactyla, Cervidae.